AUGAAAAUAGAUGACGAAUUUAUCUCUGACGCUUAUAAGAUAAAGGACGUCGAUGAUUUCUUUUUUGAAAUUGACUGUCAGAUGAUAACUGUUAAAGAUGGGGUAGAUGUUGACAUUGGUGCUAACCCUUCUGCUGAAGAACAAGAAGAAUCGCUUGAAGAAGGCACAAGACAAGUUAACAACGUUAUUAAUGCAUUCGGUUUACAAUCGACGAGCUUUGAUAAGAAAUCAUACACGACCUAUAUCAAAGGCUAUUUAAAGAAAAUCAAGGCUUAUCUUGAACAAAAUAAUCCUGAGCGCGCGCCUGUGUUUGAAGAAUUGGCAAAAGUCCAUGUUAAGAAAAUUCUUACGAAUUUUAAAGAUUGGGAAUUCUAUAUCGGUGAAAGCAUAGAAUUAGAUGGCAUGGUUGCUUUGUUAAACUAUCGUGAAGAUGGUAUUACACCUUAUCUCGUAUUGAUAAAGGAUGGCUUGAAAGAAUAUAAAGUGGUAAUGUAUCGGUGUAUGUGGUUGUUUGCGAAAUCAUAUUUUCAGAUUGACGAUUACCAUUAA
This is a messenger RNA of Paraglomus brasilianum, 549 nucleotides long. The record is from the annotation of a GenBank genome assembly. NCBI's taxonomy places the organism in Eukaryota, Fungi, Glomeromycota, Glomeromycetes, Paraglomerales, Paraglomeraceae.